AUGGCGGCUCAGGUGGUUCCAGUCAUCGCAAAGUUGUUGGACGACUACCAAAAGACAACGUCUUCGAAGCUCAAAAUCAUCGAUGCCUACAUGACAUACAUCUUGUUCACGGGAAUCUUGCAGUUCGUCUAUUGUCUACUCGUUGGUACCUUCCCAUUCAACUCGUUCCUCUCUGGUUUCAUUUCGACUGUCACAUCAUUCGUCUUAGCUUCAUGCCUCCGAAUGCAAGUGAACCAAGAAAAUCGAUCCGAGUUUUCUUCUGUCUCACCGGAACGCGCUUUCGCUGACUUCCUUUUUGCCAACCUCAUCUUGCACCUCGUCGUUGUCAACUUCUUGGGAUGA
Caenorhabditis briggsae is the source of this 342-nucleotide messenger RNA. It is a transcript of the gene Cbr-dad-1, whose product is annotated as Protein CBR-DAD-1. The transcript is spliced from 2 exons. Gene Ontology annotation, cellular component: membrane; oligosaccharyltransferase complex. The record is from RefSeq and is a predicted model, not a curated record. Gene Ontology annotation, biological process: protein N-linked glycosylation. NCBI's taxonomy places the organism in Eukaryota, Metazoa, Nematoda, Chromadorea, Rhabditida, Rhabditidae. Bases 1 to 342 code for a protein of 113 amino acids.